UUUGCCACAAGGGUGGUCAGACACAAUCAGCACCUAGUGAGGGGGCUGGUUCCCUGUGUCUGCCAGUGUUUCAGAGACUGUGCUCUCAAUAGUAUGCCUUAAACUUUGGUUAGCCCUGAAGAGAUCAGGUCUUUCGAAGGUCUUUUCCAACCGUUCUCUCUUCCAUUCACUCUGACGGGCAAAUGUGUGUCAGAAUUAAGUUAGGGACUUAAAAACUGAAGUAAUGUAAAAUAUGUAUUGUGUGUGUUUUUUAUUUCUUCUAACCUUUCUAAUGCAGAAAGGUCGCAUUUUCCCAGCAUCUGGCUGUAACUGGAGUUGGAACAUCUCCCAAGUAUGUAUAGCAUUUGUCAUAGCAGACCUAAACCAGUAAGCUGUUGGUUUUACAGAAAUAAAGGCUGUAUUAGCUUUAAUACAUUAGUACUAUAAUUAUGAACUGCAUUAUUCAGCUAUUACAUGUAUUCACAAUGAAAACACUACUUUUAUUUCAUGCGGUACAUUGAGAAAGUACUUAUAAAGUACAACUUGCAGUAUUAAUGUAAGCUACGACCCAGCAAGCUGUUAAGUAGACCUGCAGCCUCUCAGCUCCCAGGUGCACAAGGACUCCAGAACAACCUUGUCUAAACUUAUGGACAAAAACCUUCACUGAAAUCCUCUAUUGUAGGUAGUAGUUCUUUCGUGUCUGACUUCAGGUGUGUCUUUAGGUAUCUGCAGCUUUACAGCAGCUCUUGAUUAGAGCGAGGUGGUUAACUGUUGUGUGGUGAAUUGCAGAAUGCGUGGUUUUUAAAAUAAAGCCAACAAGAACACCUGUGGAGGGGAGAAAAAACAUCUGAGGCGUUGAGGUUGCCUCCGCUGCAAGGAAGAUAUAAAACAGACCCUGCGUUGCACCAGCACAGCUGUGACAGAGCAAACCCACACUGUGCAGCCAGGCCUCAGGGCUGCGUUCCCGCCACUGCGCAGCCUGAGGCUGAGAGGGCAGCAUGGCGGCAGGGGGCAGCCGUGGGGACCCCUUGGCCAUAGAGCCACUGCCUGAGCCCCAGCCCGAGAUGUCCCCAGCUGAGGGGCUCGGGGGGGACCAGGAGCAAAUGGCAGAGAUUCAAUUUAAAAUUCUAAGAGGGCACGGCGAUACUGUGAGUUCCUGCCAUUUUUGCUGUGAAGACUCAAAAGUACUUUCAUGCUCUUAUGACAGAACAGUGAAGCUCUGGGAUGUUGCCGAAGGAUUUCCUGUUCAAAUUUUUGAAGAACACACAGCCCCAGUUUCUGAAUGCAACUUGAGUCCUGACAAUAGAAGGAUGGUGACAUCAUCCUAUGAUAACACUGUCAAGACCUGGGAUAUGGAAACAGGAAAAGUGCUUUGGACAAUAGAACAUGAAGGCAUCGUAACUUCAUGUAAUAUUUCCCAUGAUGGCAAAUAUGUGGUAUCUGGCUCAGAUAAAGGCAAUGCCAUAUCUGUUUUUGAUGCAGUAAGUGCAACAGAGGUGGUAUGUGUCCAAGGUCAUCACAGGAGUACAAUCACAAGAUGCUGUUUUGAUCCUGAUAAUCAGAGGGUGACUUCAGUAUCAUACGAUAAGACUAUAAAGCUGUGGGAUAUGGUAGCUCGAUCCACCUCAAUUACAAUUAAAGAGGGACACAGCAAUGCUAUCUCAGAUUGUUGCUUUACAUCUGAUGGUCGAUACUUAUGCACAGCAUCCUGGGACAGGAGCUUAAAAAUAUGGGAUGUAAAGACAGGAGAAUUUCGGAGUCGUGGACCUGUUACCUUGAACCAGGGACAUGAGGGUUCUGUUAGUUCCUGUUGCUUUAGCCAAGAUGCAUCACUUGUAGUGUCUGGUGGAUAUGACAACGCUAUAACCAUAUGGGAAACAGAUGCAGGAUAUAAGAAGUUAAGCUUAAAGGGCCAUUGGGACUGGGUGACAGAUGUUGCAAUUAGUGAAGACAAGAAGUGGAUUCUUUCAGCCUCAAAGGAUUCUACUUUGAGACUGUGGAAUAUUGAAAGGAUGGAUCGCAUACCUUCAGUGAUAGAAAGCAGAAAAGAAAAAGGCUCAAAAAUUGCUCAGUGUGAAGAAUGUGAAAGACCUUUCUUAAGCCUGCAGCAUGGUGGCUUUGAAGUGAUAUCCAAGUGUGUAUUCUGUCGUCUGUCUUCUCCAGCAAGAAGUAUUUUGCCAUUGCCACCUUCCAUCCCUCCUGAUCUUUAA
Messenger RNA from Lagopus muta (rock ptarmigan), 2189 nucleotides. It is a transcript of the gene WDR88, whose product is annotated as WD repeat domain 88. Lineage: Eukaryota; Metazoa; Chordata; Aves; Galliformes; Phasianidae. Gene Ontology annotation, molecular function: protein binding. The transcript is spliced from 11 exons. Bases 978 to 2189 code for a protein of 403 amino acids. The record is from RefSeq and is a predicted model, not a curated record.